CCCGAAUUAUCCGUGCAGUGUUCCAGCGGCCGGCGGUCCCCGCGCGCGCCAGCACUCGGCAAUAUUAGCCGCACAUAUCAUAACGUUGUCCAUGCGAGAUUUAUAUCCGAGGUAUAAAUUAACCGCUGUAUUGUGGGAUCAACGCCGUUUGAUCUGUUAUUCGCAUCAGUGUCGGCCGCGAGGUGGAACGUAAACAGUGGGAUUUAUGUGGUUACGACGGUGGUGGAUGAGCAGUGCGCGAGUGAGGGUCAUGUGUGACGUCACAUGGUGCGGGGCUGGUGUGCUGGAGCCCAGCAGUGGUCGCUGGUGAGGAGUGACGGCGUGGCACCAUGUCGCGGCGGGAGGUGCGCGUCGAGCGCGCUGACUAUCCUCUGCCUCCGCCUAGCAAAUGCGCUAAAGUACUGUACUACACGUGGAAGCUAUGCUCGGUGGUGUUCUCGCACUUCGUGAUGAUCAGCCUGGUGGUGGCCUACUGCAUCCUCGGCGCCGUCACCUUCGAGAAGCUCGAGGCUGAGCACGAGAAGGAGGUGAAGCGGAACAUAUCGCAGCUGCGCAGCAACACGACGCAGAGUAUCUGGACGAUGACGCGCACCGUGCCGCUCUUCAACCAGACCAACUGGACCUGCGAGGUCGUCGACAUGCUCAAGGACUUUGAGAACGCGAUCCUGCUGGAGAUGAAGGUGCGCGGCUGGGACGGCAACGAGAGCACCGACCACAUCCAGUGGACCUUCACCGGCGCGCUCUUCUACUCCAUCAUCGUCAUCACCACCAUCGGUUACGGGCACAUAGCCCCGAAGACGCAGACAGGCAAGGUGGUGACGAUAUUCUACGCCAUCCUGGGCAUCCCGCUCAUGCUGCUGUGCCUCUCCAACAUCGGUGACGUCAUGGCCUCCUCCUUUAGGUUCCUCUACUGGCGUGUGUGCUGUUACGUGUGCACUCGACCACCAAAGCGACGCCAUAGACACCAUCACUCUACCAGGCGGUCGGUCCGCGGCGGCAGCACGCGCGGCUCGACGCGGCGACGCGCGCGCCCUCUGGAGCGCGCCCAUUCCGACACUGACUGCAGGUAUCGAGACAGUGGCUACAGCAGCGGGCGGGUGCGACGGCCCCGGCAGCCGCCGCCGGCGCACGCGGCGUCACUGCCGCGCACCAAGUCACAGCCGCCGCUGCACGGGAGACCACACGCCGCAAGAGAUUAUGACAUAGAGGAUCCCUCACCAGUCCGCUAUGAAAAAUAUAACAGAGAAAGUCGAGACACUUACGAUGAAGAUGAGGAGUUUCCCAAGAUUUCCUUACCGCUCCAAGAUCUCGAGGCAGCUUUAAAAGAGCUAGACAAUCACCACAUGAAGAUAGCAUCGUCAAAAGCUGAUCUCAGGAGCAAAUCUUUGCCUCGACCAGCUAAAGCCAAACCAGAGUAUGGUCCUAGACGAGACUUUGAUGAUCAGAGACACUUUGAUGAUGAGCCUAAGGACAUGUUCGAGAUGCAUGACCUACAUGACGUGGACUAUGAGAACUACAAGGAGAGGCAGGCGCUGGAGAGAGAGCGCCGGAGAGAGAGAGAGGACCUGUACGCUUACAGAGACCGCGGGUACGACCCUGAAGAUGAGGACUUUGAGUUUGAUUAUCCGAAGGGCAGGAGGUCAAGACGGGACUUGAGAUCGGAGCGCGGUAGAUCAGAAUACAUAGAGCGUGAGGAGCCGUGGGACCGCACCAACAGGCGCCAGCGCCGAGCCCGCUCAGCCAUCUAUGACAACGAGCAGCGCUGGGACGAGGAGCGCCCGCCGCCGCCACCCGAGCCACCGCGCCGCCCGCUGCGGAGACUGCAAACUGUAGACGACUCCAGAUAUCGCACGCAUACGCCUUCAGUGGAAAGAGAUGACUGGAGCGAUGACGUGGAGGCGGUGGUGGUGCCUCGCCGGGGCAGGCCCCCUGCAGCGUGGGGCUCUCGAGCGUCUGAGAUAUACCACCCACCUUCCGAUGUCGUAAAAGAGGAGAUAAAGCCGGUGCCGAUCUGGCUGUGCGUGUUCCUGGUGGCGUCGUACAUCGUGGCGGGCACGUUCCUCUUCAAGAGCUGGGAGAGCUGGGAGUACCUGGACGCCGCCUACUUCUGCUUCAUCACGCUCACUACCAUCGGCUUCGGGGACUUCGUGCCUGCACAGGGUCAGAGCGUGGAGGACACGCAAGCGGCCGUGCACUCGAUAGCGCUGUGCUCGCUGUACCUGCUGUUCGGCAUCGCACUCCUGGCCAUGUCCUUCAACCUGGUGCAGGAGGAGGUGCGCGCCAACGUGGCCGCGCUCGCCACCAAGCUCGGCAUCAUCAAGCCGAGGGAUACUCACCAGGACUCUGACAGUGACUACUGAUGUUACACGUUCUAAGUAAAUGAAAUAGUUUUUUUUUGGGUGAUGAAGUGAGAAGUUCGUUGUUACGAUUCUCUUUAUAUGUAUGUAGAUACCUAAUUGCGCUAAGGUAUUGCGACUAUAGAUCGACAGCAAUCUGUUGGGACUAACUUUGCCAAAGUGGUUGGUGUUGUGUGUGAUGAAGAACAAUUUGAUCUUCUGUGUAGUUGUAUUUAUGUGUACAUACCUAAUUGUAAGAAGGAAACUUAGAAAUGUAUAAGAUUGAAGCAUUUACACAUUGCGAUUUGCUUGCAAUUAUUGAAAUAUGUUUUGUACUACAAAUUGUGUUAUUGCAAUAAAUUGUAUUUAUUGUCAUAAGAAA
Helicoverpa zea (corn earworm) is the source of this 2718-nucleotide messenger RNA. RefSeq lists its product as uncharacterized. Gene Ontology annotation, biological process: stabilization of membrane potential; potassium ion transmembrane transport. Gene Ontology annotation, molecular function: potassium ion leak channel activity. The coding region runs from base 330 to 2360 and encodes 676 amino acids. NCBI's taxonomy places the organism in Eukaryota, Metazoa, Arthropoda, Insecta, Lepidoptera, Noctuidae. Gene Ontology annotation, cellular component: membrane. The record is from RefSeq and is a predicted model, not a curated record. The transcript has 15 exons.